CCCGCCCUGUCGCCUUGGGCCGCAAAGUUUCAGUUUCGCUUUCCCCAAGAUCCCUCCCUGUUCCCGGCAGAGCCGUUCCCGGCAGAGCCGUUCCUCGUCCUCUCAUGGCCGCCUUUCCAGCUGCGGUACUCCAGAAGUGGGACACUGUAUUUGGGAACAACAGUCUAUGCUCGGAAACACAAAACAGAGUAUAAACAUUUAAAGACCCCCAAGGACCUGGAGAAUGGACUUUCCCAAGGGUGCUGGAACGGCAGCUUACAAUGAGAAAUCAGGUAGGAUUGCCUCACUCCCUGCCUUGUUACAGAAAAUCUUAGCUCAUUUCUGUCCUCAGUGGAGAAAGGGGAAUACAGAAGGAGACUGUCUCUCCCACAAGUGCUCAGAGACUGACAUUCUUGGAGAAAACUAUAGUUGGCAAAUACCCAUUAAUCACGAUGACCUCAAAAUUUUAAAAAAGAAUGAGCAUCAGCUGUGUGAAGUCCUCCAGGAUAAAUUUGGCUGUAUGUCUACCCUGGUCUCUCCAGUCCAGGAACGUAACAGUGAGUCUCUGCAAGUCUUCAGAAAAAUGCUUACUCCUGGGCUAACGUUAUCUGUCUGGAAGGACAACCUCACCAGACAUGCUGUUGAUGCUGUGGUGAAUGCAGCCAAUGAAGAUCUUAAGCAUGGGGGAGGCUUGGCCCUGGCCCUGGUGAAAGCUGGCGGCCAAGAAAUUCAAGAGGAGAGCACAAGAAUCGUUUCCACACAUGGUAAAGUACCAACUGGUAAUAUAGCCAUCACAAGAGCAGGGAAGCUUCCCUGCAAACUCAUUAUGCAUGCUGUUGGGCCUCGGUGGGCCGAGGCGGAUAGAGAGAGAUGCUUCCAUAAGCUGCGCACUGCCAUUAAAAAUAUUCUGGAUUACGCCAUCUUUCACAAUGAGUGCCUUGAGACAAUAGCAAUUCCAGCCUUGAGCUCUGGGAUUUUCAACUUCCCUCUGAAUUUGUGUACACAGAUCAUUGUGGAAACUAUCAGAUUUUAUUUGCAAGAGGUACAAUGGACAGGUAAUUUGAAAGAAAUUCACCUGGUAAGCAAUGAAGACCCUACUGUUGCUGCCUUUAAAUCUGCUUCAGAAAGCAUCCUGGGAAUGAACGAGCUGAGGUCCUGGGAGAAUCAAGAAGCCACUGCUCCUUUCAAUACAAUGGUUACGAACAACCUGACUGCCCAUAUUGUCCAGGGCCGAAUUGAACUGCAGGAAACAGAUGUAAUUGUUAAUUCUGUAACUCCAAGUCAUUCUUUUGGAGCUGGUCCUGUGUCACAAUCAAUUCUACAACAAGCAGGGGAUGAAAUAGAACAGGAAUUUAAAAAAAACAUGCCUCGGACGUCUCAGGAUUCCCAGUUGGUACUGGUCACAAAAGGAUUUAAAUUGUCCUGUCAAUAUGUAUUCCAUGUAUUGUGGGAUUCAAAAUCUUCUAGAACAGAUAUGAGAUUGAAAGAUGCAGUGAGGAAGUGCUUGGAAAAAUGCCUUGAGCUACAUUUAACUUCCAUUUCCUUUCCUGCCCUUGGGACUGGAAACAUUGGUGUGUGUAAGGAACGAGCAGCAAAGAUUAUGUUUGAUGAAGUUCUAAUGUUUGCCUGCAAACAUAGAAAACAAUUGACUGUAAAGUUUGUGAUCUUUCCUGUAGAAAUUGAGACAUAUAAGGCUUUCAGCACUGAAAUGGAGAGGGCUAAGUCCAAACUGCAGAGUCUCAGCAGUAACAGGGCCCCCUGGGAGACCAGAGAGGAAAAACGAGAAAAUGGGCUCAAGGCUAAAUCUCCUGCCAUCAAUCUGAUGACAUCCAACUUGGAAAAGAUGAAUGGGGCCGAAGAGUGGAUCAAAAGGUUACUGACCCCCCAGGACAAGCAUGUCAUUGAGAAUAAUCAUAUCCUCUACCUUGAGAAAAAGGAACAUGACAUUUUGUCUCAGCUUCAGAACACUUCAAGGGUCUCUAUCAAAGAGAUUAUUGACCAGGAAAAGGCAAUUUUAGAGAUUAAAGGAGCCCAGGCUGACAUUGUUGAGGUGGUUAUACACAUUGAGCAUAUGCUAUGUGAAGUUCAAGAGAAAAUGGCAAGAAAAAAGGAGCAAGCCCUUUGGAACUUGUUAGGACAAUGGACUGGUCAGCAACCAAAAACACAAGAUGAAAUGAAAAAAAAUAAGUUUCAGAAAUGUCUAACACCUUUUACUCAAGAAAUUCAUGAUCGAAUGAAACAGUUUGAACACUGUGGUUUGCACGUUAUAAAGGUGGAGAAGAUAGACAAUGAGGUUCUCAUGGCUGCUUUCCAAAAAAAGAAGAAAAUGAUGGAAGGGAGAACUCAAAGGGAACCUAUGAGCCACAGAUUGUUUCAGCAAGUCCCGCAGCAGUUCUGUGACGUAGUAUGCAGAGUUGGCUUUCAAAGAAUGUACUCAGUGCCCUGCGACCCUAGAUAUGGAGCUGGCAUAUAUUUCACCAAGAACCUCAAAAACCUAGCAUGUCAGGUCAAGAAGACAUCUGCCACAAAUAACCUGAUCUACGUCUUUGAGGCUGAAGUACUCACAGGCUCCUUCUGUCAGGGUCAUGAAUUAAAUAUUGUUCCUCCACCAUUGAUUCCUGGGGACAUAAAUAGCCAUGACAGUGUGGUUGACAAUGUCCCCAGCCCUGAAACCUUUGUUAUUUUUAGUAGUGUGCAGGCCAUGCCCCAAUAUUUGUGGACUUGCACCCGUGUAUGGCCACAGGAUUACUCAUCAAAACCAAGGAUGCUGCCUCUACAGCCUCUGGGGGGGGAAUUUUCAAGUGGUUCCUGUGUUGAUUAACCUUCACAUCAUUUAAACAACUGACAUGGCCUUGCUUUGGAGGAACUAAUCAAAUAAUAACCAUCAGUGACUUAAAGGGUAGUUCGACUAUGUCAAACUCGUUGUCCAUAUGGACUAAUAGGGUUAUUGAAGCACCAGCCACAUACCACUAGCAUUUUAGCAUCUUUAUCUUUGUCUUUAUCUCUUGGGGUUGGUGUGAGUAAAUAUCAACUAAAACACUUUCAGGAUUAUCCCUCUCCUUCAAGUUGUCCUUUUAUCUCCUUUACUAUAAAUAAUAGCAAAAAUGUUUUAUAUGUCAUGAAGAAAUUUUUCUAGUAUAUAAUCUAAGAAUCUAAGACUUCUGUUUUCUAAAAUGAUGAUAGUGUAACAUACUAGGGCAGCAGUAUGAUUUUAGAUAUUCCAGAGAAUCUUAUACAGUGCUUUAGAUAUCAAAAUAAAUCACCUUCACCUGUGUAACUGGCUUUGAAAAAUUAUGUAUAAAAUGAAAUUAUUUGUAAUGGAAGGACAUCAAGAGUCCGAUAUUCUACUGUUAAUCCUGUUUGGAUUCAGCCAUAUCAAGCAAUGCUGCUUAAGCACCAUGAAGCCAAAUUAUUAAUUUAUCAAAUAUUUCUUGAUCAUCAGAUGUGUUUCAGUUACUUUCUGGGUGCUGGGGAUAUGAUGCUGGUCAAGACAAAUGUCUUCAUAAAGCUUUCAGCCUGAAUAAUCAGAAAGGCAGCUAUGGAUAGCUUACUUAACAAGUGUGAUAGAGUAUUAAAAAAAAAGAAUUGCAGUUUCUUUGGAAAAUGUAAGGAAAAGAAGGAUAAAUUAAUCAGGGAUUGGGAAGAAGGCCUUUUAAAGAAAGUGAAACAAGCUGAGACCUAAAGAAUUUUUAAGGGUUAGUUGAAUAAAGGAUACAGCAAAUCAGGAGCAGAGUCAGAGGAGUAUUUUUUGCAGAAAAAAUAGCUCUUAUAAAGGCUGAAUCUACUAUGGCUGUGCCCAAAUUUGGCUUCAGAGUUCUGCAAUGUAGAGGCCAGCUCAUCUCACCAUGCCUCUCUUGCCUAUUCUGAAAUCUAUAUUUCUCUAUAUUUCCAAACCUUUCUUACCCUCACAUCAUCAGUCUCUUGCAUAGAACACUUUCUCCUCGUCAUCUUAUUGUAACUAACAUUCCUCCUCUUGAAAGAAGCAUGCUUAUUGUCUCACAUGGUGCUGCCCUUGGAUAUGGGCAAGAGGGCCUUACUCUAACCUUCCUCCAGCUGUGCCCAUCUCCACAAAAUGAAGAGUCCACAGGGUCAAGAGAAUGUAUCCAUUUGGAGCCUGUAUACCUCACUCUGAAACCAUCUUUUAGGUACCUAGAACUCCAACAUUUCAGCCUAAAUAACUCUAAGUCUAUUUUAGGGCCCGAUUGGACCUCUUUUUUUGGGUCUUUCCUCCCAAGGGUGACUGUGCCACAGUCGGCAUCAAGUAUGGCUGAGGGGUGACUGUUUGCGGGGAUGGGGCUUGAACAUGAGGCUGACGUGUUCACAUGCCUAUAGAUGAGGCCUUAUAAUACAGAGCUGAGGGUGACAGGACAGAUUUGAAAGAUCGAGUAUAUGUUUACAAGGGAUUUCAAAAAAGAAUGGAGGAGAGGCUAUGUUCAUGAGGAUAAGAACUAACAAGAAAUACAGCGAAACUGUAGACCACCAAAGAGUUGAUCUUAAAAGCAGCCAGAGAGAACCGCCAAAUCAUCCACAAAGGAAUGCAAUUAGACUGACAGCAUACAUCUUGUGGUAGGCAGAAUAAUGUCCUCCCCCUACCCACUGCAAAGAUGUCCACACUUCAAUCUUCUGAAUCUAUGAUCAUGUUACCUUAUAUGGCAAAAGGAAUUUUGCAAACGUGAUUAAGGUUAUCCUUCAAAUCAGAAGAUUAGCCAGGAUUAUUCAGAUGGGCCCAAUCUAAUCACAUGAGUGUUUAAAAGUAGAGAAACUUUCCUAGCUGUAUCAAAGGGACAGUGACAUGAGAAGGAUUUGAGGCCCUGUGCUAGUCCUGAGAUGCAGGGGACUACGUGUAAAAACCAGAGAGAAGCUUCUAGCAGCUAAGGAUAGCCCCCAGUGAACAGCCAGCAAGAAAAACAAUAUGUUGGUCCUCGAACUGCAUGGAAUUGAAUUCUGCCAACAUCUGAGUGAGCAAGGAAGUGGACUCAAAAGCUUCCAGAAAGGAGUGAAGUUUGCCAACACUUUGAUUUUAGCCCAAUGAGGCCCAUGACUGACUUCUGACCUAUAGAACUGUGAGACAAUAAAGCCAUGCUCUUUUAAGCCACUCAAGUUGUGAUUGUAAUAGAAAAGUAAUACACUUUUUAUCAGGAACAAUGGAAACCUGAAGACAUUAGUAUACUAUUUUCAAAAGAGUCGAGAGAAAUUAACUUAACCUAGAAGUCUAUACCUAGCUAGACUUUUAUUUUGCCUUAAUUUUCAAAUAAAGGUACUCUCAGACCAUUAAAAAUUAAAUUUAUCAAAGAUAAAUUCUCAUUCAAUAAACAAAUUUAAAGGAUGUACUUCGAGAAGGAGGGGAAAAAUUGAAGCUGCAAGAAGGCAUGAUGAGCAAAGAAAUGGUAAAUAUAGAUACAUGUAAACAAUUAUUGUCUUUAUAAAAACAGCAGUAAUAAGAAUGUCUAAUUUUUGGAAUAAAAUAAGAUUGAAAUAAAAUAUUGAAAAAUAAACCAUGUAAA
Molecule: messenger RNA, 5483 nt
Organism: Pteropus alecto (black flying fox)
Lineage: Eukaryota; Metazoa; Chordata; Mammalia; Chiroptera; Pteropodidae
Gene: PARP9
Product: poly(ADP-ribose) polymerase family member 9
Exons: 11
Coding region: 224-2800 (858 amino acids)
Biological process (GO): negative regulation of gene expression; positive regulation of type II interferon-mediated signaling pathway
Cellular component (GO): nucleus; cytoplasm
Molecular function (GO): ubiquitin-like protein ligase binding; NAD+ poly-ADP-ribosyltransferase activity; transcription corepressor activity
Source: RefSeq, a predicted model, not a curated record